AUGAGUAGUGGAUCACGAAAUCGCUAUGGGAGACGUUCUUCAUAUCACCGUCCACACCAAACACAACCAUACGUUCAACAGCAUUACAGCCAAGAGCACAGAGAUUCAAUAAAACUUUCUCGCGUAAACCAACUACUUUCUCGGAUACGCGAUGAGAAUGAGUCAGUGUAUGCUAGGCGCACUGCACACGUUAAUCAGCUUGUCUCUUUGUUAGGAGAACCUUCUACUCCAUCGGACAAAAC
Messenger RNA from Acaulospora morrowiae, 242 nucleotides. The record is from the annotation of a GenBank genome assembly. Lineage: Eukaryota; Fungi; Glomeromycota; Glomeromycetes; Diversisporales; Acaulosporaceae.